Messenger RNA from Candidozyma auris, 1728 nucleotides. RefSeq names its product 1,3-beta-glucanosyltransferase (gene PGA5). The record is from RefSeq and is a predicted model, not a curated record. The transcript has a single exon. Lineage: Eukaryota; Fungi; Ascomycota; Pichiomycetes; Serinales; Metschnikowiaceae. Bases 1 to 1728 code for a protein of 575 amino acids. Gene Ontology annotation, molecular function: 1,3-beta-glucanosyltransferase activity. Gene Ontology annotation, biological process: fungal-type cell wall (1->3)-beta-D-glucan biosynthetic process. Gene Ontology annotation, cellular component: fungal-type cell wall; cytoplasm.
AUGAAAACCGCUAUCAAAAUCGUAACGACAGUCUUAUUAGCCUUCCUUGCUGGCGGCGCCGCCAAAACUCCAAAACCUCCGCCAGAAAUCACUCCUAUCCACAUCACAGGCAACAAGUUCUUCCACGAGAACGGUACCCAGUUUUUCCUCAAGGGCAUAGCGUACCAGCGCCAAGUGCCCGGCCACCAGCACCUGGGGUUCGCCGAAAUUCCCAAAGGAUACGUCGACUCGCUUGCACACCCCGAGCUCUGUCUCCCCGACAUCGAGCUUCUCCAGCAGCUCCACGUCAACACCAUCCGCGUGUACCAAGUCGACCCCGACCAGAGCCACCACGAGUGCAUGAGCGCCCUCGCAGAGGCAGGCAUCUACGUCUUGGUCGACCUUCUGGCGCCCAACAGUGCAAUAAACAGAGCACACCCGCUGUGGCACACUGAGCUCCUCGGGCGCUACAAAGCGGUAGUCGACAAUUUGCACACCUACAAUAACCUUCUAGGGUUCAUUGCCGGCAACGAAGUCGUCACUGGAACACACGAUUCUGGGGCAGCGCCGUUUGUCAGGGCAGCGGUGCGCGAUACCAGGCGCUACAUGAGGCAGCAGGGCUACCGCCCGGUGCCCAUCGGGUACGCUUCCAACGACGACGAGGCCACGCGGAUCCCGAGUCUCCAGUACUUCACAAGGGCAAGUGAAAGCAGUAGUGCAAUUGAUACCGACAACGAUGGCGACCGUGGCAUUACCGACUUCUACGGCAUCAACAUGUUCGAGUGGUGUGGGUACCUGACGUUUGCAACCAGUGGGUUCCGGGCGCGAACAGUGGAGUUUGCCUCGCUGCCGGUGCCUGUUUUCCUCAGCGAGUUUGGGUGCACCUCGGUGCGCCCCAGGCCCUUUACCGAGACCGAGGCGCUCUACGGGGUGGAAAUGGCUCAGGUGUGGUCUGGCGGCGUGGCGUACGAGUUGUUUGAAAACGCCAACCACCACGGCGUCGCCGAAGAGGUCCCCAAUGGCGCAGUGCACAAAUUGGGCGAGUUUGAUGUCUUGUCGCAGCGGUAUAGGAUGGCGGCACCGCGCGGGCAGAGCGAGGAGGACGUGAGAAAGGCACUUCAUCGCGCUCCACUACCUCCACCACCUCCACUACAGAGCACCACCUGGGCAGCGUCCGCUGAGUUGCCGCCCACACCAAGCGAAGAAAAGUGCCGCUGUGUGGGUGAGAUGUUGAGUUGUUGGCCACAGAGAGCAAUUGACCCGUUCGCGUCGCCCGAGUUGCUGGUGGAGAAGAGGGCCUUGUACGACAAAGUGUGUCUGGAGGUAGACUGUGGGAAGGUAGAGGCAGACGGGAGCCGGGGCCAGUAUGGAGAGUUGAGCGGGUGCGCGCCCGAGGUGAGGUUAGCAUGGGCGAUGAGCAAGCAGGCGAGGAAGGGGAGGGGCGGGGCAGGUGAUUUGAGCGAGAGUGAUGUUUGCACGAUUUCAGGAGGAAUCUUUGAAAGUAAAGUUUCUCCUUCUCCUGACUGCUCGAAUCUUGUGGGUGACUUGUUUGCAGAGAGAAGUUUGGUGGAGACGUCUGCAGUGGGGGAACUUUCGCAGCCAAAGUUGCAGGCUCCAGUGCACUUUUCGCAGCCACCGACGUUGGGCAAGAAGAGGACAGGCAACUGGACACACUUUGACCCCUGGGAAAGCAAGGCCGUGAAAACCAAAUUUAGCUGGUGGAGUUUAGCGUUGCUCUUUGUAGGUUGA